GCUAACUGCAGUACUGCACAUUUGAAGAAGAAGUCAGUUACAUCGCUCCACCAUCAAGGAACAUUUAGGGCAAGUCCCAAUGCUUCAUUUUUAAGUAUUUAGUCUGUAAUUUAAAACAUGUACACGUAGUAAGCAGCAAACCGGUUGUUCUGUUUAAUUACACAGAAAAUGUUCAUAUUCAAAAGUCUGCCGUUCGCUGGAGGCAUUUCUGUACGCAUCCUUCAGUAUACCUCCUUGACUUUCGGUUUUUUCAUAGCCUCUCAUCGGUGCAGCUCCCGCAAGGGUGCAAGUCCGUACACCUCUGUGGACAGUGAACGCUACUCGUCUCUUGUUAAGUCUGUUAUAUCUUCGAGGGUCAGUUCUCAAACUCCAGAGACCCUACAAGCUGAGGAUGAGCACAUAUUCGGACCAGUUGUCAAAGCUCAGACUCUGUCAAAACAAGAGCCGAGGCUUCCUAAAGUCAUGCAUCCUUUCUUACAUUGCAAAUACACUCCAGAAACAGAGGAGGUUGAGUCAGAACUCCCUGUCCGGAUUGUAUUAAACCGGGAGAGGGAUUCGUCAAUGCCGAGUGUGACCAGGAUUCUUCAGGCAACACUUUCUCAAGAGCAGCUCUUUUUUCUGGAAAGAUGGAGGAGGAGGAUGACUGCAGAACUGGGGGAAGAGGGCUUCAAAGAGUACACCAAAAAUUUGUUUAGACAAGGGAAACUUUUCCAUUCUGCCCUGGAGAACGUUUUAAUGUCAGAUGCUUUAAGCAAAGAUGAACUGCACGCAACACAUCCACCUGAUGUCCUGGGAUACAUGAAGAGCAUAUGUUACAUUCUGGAAGAUGUCAGAGCUGUAAGAGCAAUAGAGAGCAGUGUGCAGCAUGAUGCUCUUGAUUAUUUGGGCGUCGUGGACUGUGUGGCUCGUUAUAGAGGUGUUUUGUGUGUUAUUGACUGGAAGACUUCUGAAAAACCUAAACCAUUCCUGAGCAACACAUAUGAUAACCCUAUCCAGGUGGCAGCCUACGCUGGGGCGUUGAACAGUGACGGUAGAUAUAAAUACCAGGUGGAGAACGGCCUUAUUGUUGUUGCUUACAAGGAUGGCUCACCUGCUCAUGCACACCAACUGAACCGUGAGCUUAUGUCGGAGUUUUGGGAAAAGUGGCUGAUUCGCUUAGAAGAGUUCAGAGAACAGAGAUCCAGCGAAAGGUGAUCUGUUUCGUCAGAAAGACAAACUCAGAAGAAGUCUGGUGAACAUAUACAAAAAGUUCCUUGAUGCCUCCAACCUUUGGGAGUUGGGCAAAAUCCACAUCCAUAAUUAUGAUUACUAUAAUGUUUAAUACAACCAAGGUACUUUGCACACUCAAUUUUAGUAGCCGACUAAAGCUGACUUUUAGCCAAGACGCGAUUUGCUUGUGAUAUUUACAGUUAUAAUGUCUUAUCUUACAUGUGAUUGUUUUUAAGGUUGAUAGAAAUACAGUGGUUCUGGUGGAUUAGGAACAAGAAUUGAAUAUAGUUGUUCAUUAUAGGUUCAAUCCAUGCCAUCAACAUUUGAACUUAUUUUUAAACAAUGUUCACAAUUCCUGCAGACAAUCGGAAGUAGCAAACGAGCCAUUGCGUUUCACUAGUUUUUUUUAAUAAACUAGAAGAUACAGUUCAACAAAAGAAUAAAACAUAAUCAAAACUGGCUACAUGGCUCUUCAUUUUGCAAUUUUCAUGUGGGAAAAGCCACAAGACAAGUGAUCAGUCUGACUCCACUAGGUGUAAUAAUGUAUCUUUAUAUAAGGUCUUCAUUGUUCACAUUUAGUGAACCACAUGGCAAUGGAAAAAUAUAUUUUGUGUUAAAAAAUAUUGUAGAGCAAAAAGUACAUAAACAUUGGUCAAAAGGAACAAUUAUAAGCCCUUCAUUACAAUAGCAAAAGCUCAUAUCUGAAGCAGCAACUUUGAGAUUUUAUUCACGUUACCAAUGGCUAAAUACUAAAAUAGUUAGCAAUUUUUAGCUUUUAGUUAGGUAAAGGCAUCUGGAAUGUUAUGUAUGAUUAAGCAAAAUGUCAAACAUGAUUUUGCGAAUAGCACCUCACAAUGCUCUCUACUAGGCAUAAAGGAUGUAAAAGCCACAAUUUAUGUGCCUCGGCAAGCGAUUGUCUUAACUGUCAUGUUUUGUUCAUGUUGAUAUGUAUAUACAGUGAGGAGCAGAAGUAUUUGCCCCCCUUGUGAUUUUUCAAAUUACCCACUUAGAAAAUAGGUAGAAGUCU
Corythoichthys intestinalis (scribbled pipefish) is the source of this 2236-nucleotide messenger RNA. RefSeq names its product mitochondrial genome maintenance exonuclease 1 (gene mgme1). The record is from RefSeq and is a predicted model, not a curated record. Bases 169 to 1194 code for a protein of 341 amino acids. Gene Ontology annotation, molecular function: single-stranded DNA exodeoxyribonuclease activity. Gene Ontology annotation, biological process: mitochondrial DNA replication. Gene Ontology annotation, cellular component: mitochondrion. Lineage: Eukaryota; Metazoa; Chordata; Actinopteri; Syngnathiformes; Syngnathidae. The transcript is spliced from 5 exons.